AGGCUCUGUUGGCCCCAGGCAGCGCCAGCCCACAAGGGUGGACAGUCCGAGAUCUACAGUGAGGUGGCCGAGGACGAGCCCCCCAGCGACACGUUCUGAUGCCGAACCGGUACCUAGCGUGCACGGUGCGGCGGCUGAGAGGGAUCCGCGCCUGCGACCAGCUGUUGGCUGCUUCCGGGACCGGGCAUCGAAUCGAAGGCAGCUAGCGCCCGGCACAAUGGGGCGGGUGCAGAAGUGGCGCCCCCUGGGGAUGCGAGCCCCCUGUACGGCUCGGUGCGUCCGGGCCUGGCAGGCCUUUCCUGGACACCGACGGAGCGGCUGGAUCCGCUGCAAAGCCGGGACAGCGCAUGCGGGCGCUGGGUGGUCGGAGGAGCUGACCCGGCCUGCGGGGCUGGCAGCGGGACAGAACUAUCACGCAAGGCGGGCGGCCCCGCGAGGCCCGCGAGCUGGAGAGCGCUUCCGCGGGCCCAGAAACCCGGGCCCGCGCCUGCGCAAGGUGGAGAAGGCCAAGCCUCGACCAACCGGGGCCGGCGCAGGUAGCACGCGGUCCCGCGGGCGGGACAGGCUGGCCCCGGGGGGGCCCCCCCUGGCCCCCGACCGCCAGCGCGCCCUGCGGGAGGAACGACAGCGCCACACCCUGGAGACACACAAGGAGCGGCAGCGCUAUGAGCAGGCGCUGGCGGAGCUGACCCGGGCCAGCCCGCGCUACGUGGAGGAGAUGGAGUCGGUCUUCGAGCAGGGCCAAGAGUUUGAGCAGAGACGCAUCGAGUUCCUCAAGGAGGCCUUGGCGGCUCUGCAGCGCCGGCUGGACCCUACCGCCCACCCCGGGGUGCAGGCUGCGCAGACCCAGCUCCGCCAGGCCAUCAGUGACAUCAGCGCCCGCCAGGACCUGGACUGGUGGCGCCGCCAGCGCGGGCCCGGCAUGGCCAUGGCAUGGCCCGAGUUCGAGGUGAGACCCCCUGUCACAGAGUCACCGGGGCGAUGCCGUAGGAAGCCAGGCAGGACUCGGGGGGGCCCCCUCUCUGUGAGCAAGAUGCCGCCGCGGCUUCCACCUUCCUGGGUCUGA
Chelonoidis abingdonii (Abingdon island giant tortoise) is the source of this 1066-nucleotide messenger RNA. Lineage: Eukaryota; Metazoa; Chordata; Testudines; Testudinidae. The record is from RefSeq and is a predicted model, not a curated record.